Molecule: messenger RNA, 762 nt
Organism: Lactuca virosa
Lineage: Eukaryota; Viridiplantae; Streptophyta; Magnoliopsida; Asterales; Asteraceae
Source: the annotation of a GenBank genome assembly
CGAAGACCUUCCGCUCUUUUUUUGAGAAAUGAAAUCGGAAUAAAGGAAUAAAUCACGUCUCUUUUCAUCGUCACCGGUUCACCGCCAGUUCUCCAAGCCACAUCUCCAACUCUCCUCUCCUCCCCACGAUGAUUAAUGGAGCAUCGCCGUCUAUCCUCCUCACCAACAACACUAUACCACCGCUAGUUCUCCAAGCCAUAUCUCUGCCUUGUUCUUAUAUGGAUCAAGCAGAAAUAUAUGAUAUUCUUCCUACUACGAAGGUUUUGUUUUCUACCAUCCGAUGUAUGCUAGAUUUCGGAGGUUAAUCGGGUAUGUAUGACACAUCGGAUCAGAUGUAUCGCAUAUCAAAUCAUAUUUAUGUCAUAUUGGAGCAGAUUUAGGGUUGUCGUUAUUUCCCCAUGAAGAACACAAUCCCUAAUCAGUUGGUUUGCCACCUAGAAGCAUCAAUUCUUGCAUGGUGGAAGAUCAAAGGAGCUAUCUCUGAUGAGCUUUGUGUAAUUGAGGCUGACACAGCUGAAGGUUUUGAUGUAGGGGCAAUUCUGUCCAUUUCAAAAAGGUUCUGUGAAAUUAUCGAAGUCUUUGAUUUUGUUUCAGGUUCGAAAAUGAUCUUGGGUUCUGAUGGGUAGAAAGGCUGAGGAAGAGAAGUGUCUUCUUGCUGCAUAAAAGAUGUUCCUUAUUCAACAUUUUGAAAGAUAUUUUUGUUUUAAGUAUUGAUAAUAUUGUUGUAAAUUGUUGUAAGACAAGUUAAAUUUUAAUAUAAGC